UUUGGUGAAAUAGCCGGGGAUUUAAAGAUAAAGGGUUUAGUUGAUUCCAUGAACCCAGAAGAGUUCGAUCACAAACUUGAAAGUUUAAAAGAGGAGUGGACAUCACGUCACCCUAAAGGCCCAACAUUUUUAAAAUAUUUUAUGGAGUAUAAAGCUGACUUGAUAAAAAUUGUAUGAAUGCAGAUUUACGAAGUUUAGCUGGACUUGGUUAUCCCCCAAAACCAUACAACCAAAAUGCCAAUGAAUGCAUGAAUUCAACAAUUAAAGGAGAUCUAAGAAAAGACACACAAGGAAAAUUAAAGAUGAGUGAAAAAGAUUUCGUUAUUUCCCUUGAAAAAAUUGUAAAGAGGCAAGAAACGGAGGUUAAAUUAGCUUUAAUAGGAAAGGGUGAAUAUAGGCUUAAAGAUGAGUACAAACACCUGACACUCUCCGAAGAUCUGUAUUGGCGGAAAUCAGUCAGCCAGAGAGAGGCAGUUUUUGGGAAAAUGCUAAAGGAACCUCUAAUGUCAACAAUGGAAGAAGCAAUGGCAGGACCCAACAUCAAUAGUACCCAUUUGGAUAUUUUAGACUCUUUUCCAUCUACCACUUCGACGGAUAUUAAUAGCAUACCAUCUGAAAUUCUUCAAAGUAUUUUCCAUGAUGCCAAAAAUAUUUCACAGACCGCAAAUGGAAUUGUUCAAAUGCCCGGAUAUGAUGACAGUUCUUCAUUUUUUGUUAUCAACAGAGUCCAAAAAUCUGAUCCAUUCAAAGUGUAUAGGUCUAAAUGUGCAUCCUUGUUUACAUGUGAAACUAAAUGUCAUCGCUACAAUAGUUAUAAGCUUUGUGAACAUACAAUAGCUACAUCAAUCUACUGUGAUAUAUUUUCGGAUUAUAUUCAAAAAUAUAAAGCAAAGUUUUCAAAGUUGAAAGGAAAUCUUACUGCUAUCUCUCUAACUGGAAUGCCUCGGAAUAGAGGGCAAAAGCAAAAAGGAACAUCAGUUCGAAAAGGCAAAAAUAAUAAAACUUGCACUGAAGUAAUAGAUUAUUUAAAUCCAGAAAAUCCAGAAAAAAGAAAUAUGUUAGAUCUCGAACAGCCAUUUCAUUUGACAUUUCUGGCUGGUUUAGUAAAACAAGAGGCCAAUUGGCCUUAA
Messenger RNA from Magallana angulata, 1130 nucleotides. RefSeq lists its product as uncharacterized. The transcript has 2 exons. The coding region runs from base 174 to 1130 and encodes 318 amino acids. The record is from RefSeq and is a predicted model, not a curated record. Lineage: Eukaryota; Metazoa; Mollusca; Bivalvia; Ostreida; Ostreidae.